Symphalangus syndactylus (siamang) is the source of this 2525-nucleotide messenger RNA. It is a transcript of the gene RBM46, whose product is annotated as RNA binding motif protein 46. Lineage: Eukaryota; Metazoa; Chordata; Mammalia; Primates; Hylobatidae. The record is from RefSeq and is a predicted model, not a curated record. Gene Ontology annotation, molecular function: RNA binding.
GGGAAACCAGUGGAGACACGAGGACCAGCGCGAGCGUUCCCGGUGGGCUCCCUCCCCCUGCGGCGACCCCCCCCCCCCCCGCUCUGACCGACUGGUCCCCUAAACGGUGGCGGCGGUUUUUGGUCGUUGGGCCCCGGGAUUUAGGACCAACAUUUGGAGACCCGAAGGGGAACUGCAACCAUGAAUGAAGAAAAUAUAGAUGGAACAAAUGGAUGCAGUAAAGUUCGAACUGGUACUCAGAAUGAAGCAGCAUUACUUGCUUUGAUGGAAAAGACUGGUUACAACAUGGUUCAGGAAAAUGGACAAAGGAAAUUUGGUGGUCCUCCUCCAGGUUGGGAAGGUCCACCUCCACCUAGAGGCUGUGAAGUUUUUGUAGGAAAAAUACCUCGUGAUAUGUAUGAAGAUGAGUUAGUUCCUGUAUUUGAAAGAGCUGGGAAGAUAUAUGAAUUUCGACUUAUGAUGGAAUUUAGUGGUGAAAAUCGAGGUUAUGCUUUUGUGAUGUACACUACAAAAGAAGAAGCCCAAUUAGCCAUCAGAAUUCUUAAUAAUUAUGAAAUUCGACCAGGGAAGUUUAUUGGUGUGUGUGUAAGCUUAGAUAAUUGUAGAUUAUUUAUUGGAGCUAUUCCCAAGGAAAAGAAGAAAGAAGAAAUUUUAGAUGAAAUGAAGAAAGUUACAGAAGGAGUUGUAGAUGUCAUUGUUUAUCCAAGUGCAACUGAUAAGACCAAAAAUCGUGGUUUUGCAUUUGUGGAAUAUGAAUCUCACAGAGCUGCUGCUAUGGCAAGGAGGAAACUAAUUCCAGGAACAUUCCAACUAUGGGGCCACACCAUUCAGGUAGAUUGGGCUGACCCAGAGAAAGAGGUGGAUGAGGAAACCAUGCAGAGAGUUAAAGUUCUUUAUGUAAGAAAUUUAAUGAUCUCAACUACAGAGGAAACAAUUAAAGCAGAAUUCAAUAAAUUUAAGCUUGGUGCAGUUGAACGGGUAAAGAAACUUAGAGAUUAUGCUUUUGUUCACUUUUUCAACCGAGAAGAUGCAGUGGCUGCCAUGUCUGUUAUGAAUGGAAAAUGCAUUGAUGGAGCAAGUAUUGAGGUAACACUAGCUAAACCAGUAAAUAAAGAAAACACUUGGAGACAGCAUCUUAACGGUCAGAUUAGUCCAAAUUCUGAAAAUCUGAUUGUGUUUGCUAACAAAGAAGAGAGCCACCCAAAAACUCUAGGCAAGCUGCCAACUCUUCCUGCUCGUCUCAAUGGUCAGCAUAGCCCAAGUCCACCUGAAGUUGAAAGAUGCACUUACCCUUUUUAUCCUGGAACAAAGCUUACUCCAAUUAGUAUGUAUUCUUUAAAAUCCAAUCAUUUUAAUUCUGCAGUAAUGCAUUUGGAUUAUUACUGCAACAAAAAUAAUUGGGCACCACCAGAAUAUUAUUUAUAUUCAACAACAAGUCAAGAUGGGAAAGUACUCUUGGUAUAUAAGAUAGUUAUUCCUGCUAUUGCAAAUGGAUCCCAGAGUUACUUCAUGCCAGACAAACUCUGUACUACGUUAGAAGAUGCAAAGGAACUGGCAGCCCAGUUUACGUUACUUCAUUUGGACUACAAUUUCCAUCGCAGCUCAAUAAAUAGUCUUUCCCCUGUUAGUGCUACCCUCUCUUCUGGGACUCCCAGCGUGCUUCCUUAUACUUCAAGGCCUUAUUCUUGUCCAGGCUAUCCCUUGUCACCAACAAUAUCACUUGCUAAUGGCAGCCAUGUUGGACAACGACUAUAUAUCUCCAGUCAGGCCUCAUUCUUCUGAAGAAAAUACUAACAUUAGUAUGAAAAUUUGUGUAAAUUUGUAGCAUGAAAACUUGCAAAUUAAAAUACUAUUUUAUUUUAGAAUUGGGUUUGCACAUUUGGUUUUAAAAAGAUAUUUAUUCCAAAGUACUAAAUAUCAGCUAUAAUUCAGAAUAACAUGGAGUUGUAGAAUUUAUAAAAAUGCAAAGUUUAAAAAGUUAUUCAGUGGUUUCUCUUGAUAAAGGUAGAGCAAACUACUAUUCUUUUUAAACUUUUGGGAUUUUCUUCUAAUUCCUGAGUGGGCAAUAGAACCUAGUCAUUUAUGUUAAUUUUUUGCAUAAUUUUACUAAAUAGUAUUUCACAAAUAUUAAAGCACUUGAAGACAAGGGUUAUAGUAGAUUUGAUUACCAAGGAUCACUAUCUGUACUGGAGAUUAGAACAAUUAUAUGACCAGAAGCAUCUAACCAUUAUGUAGAAAGAAAUGAUGAGACAAAAAGAUUAAGAUACAAAUUUUGUGCAGUACUAAAGAAAAAGCAGUCUACCAUUGUGGUCCUUGAAAAUAACUAUAGAUAUUUUCAUUAUUUGUUAGACACAAAUUAUAUUUUUGCUGUUAAUGUAUUUAAGCAUUUUAUAGUUAUGCUUCAUUUGUGUUUUUGAUAUUCUUUGUAUUGUUAAUAACAAGCGUUAUGGGUUUUUAAUGUUGAAAUCAUGUGUUAAUUUUUGUACUUGAAUUCAAAUUUUUUGACAUUAAAUAUGUGAUGCUUC